Caenorhabditis elegans is the source of this 386-nucleotide messenger RNA. RefSeq names its product RING-type domain-containing protein (gene F40G9.19). The coding region runs from base 1 to 369 and encodes 122 amino acids. Gene Ontology annotation, molecular function: metal ion binding. NCBI's taxonomy places the organism in Eukaryota, Metazoa, Nematoda, Chromadorea, Rhabditida, Rhabditidae. The record is from RefSeq and is marked reviewed. The transcript is spliced from 3 exons.
AUGACACCUUCCGCAGUGGGUAAUAUAAUUUUUUGGGUAUUUUUGUAUUUUAUAAUUGGCUGUUUCGCUUUAACGUACCUCAUUGCAUUAUAUCUAUAUCUUCGUUGGUUUUUCAGACGGUCUUCCAAAAUGCCCAAAUGUGGAAAUUGCGGCCUCAAGUACAAGCCUACUGGGAACAUGGCUCCGCGAGUUCUAAACUGUGGGCACUCUUGUUGCGGAGGUUGUAUUAAGAAACUUGUCGGGCAGAUGACUUGGGCUGGGAUUAUUUAUUGCCCAUUUUGCACGAGAAGCAGUUUACUGAAUAAUAAAAAAUGGAAGUCCCUGGUGCCAAUCAACUAUUCAACUAUAUGUGACAUUUUGAAGAAGUAAUAUAAUAAAAUAUGCAU